AUGCAGUGGCUGAUGAGGCUUACGGCCAUCCGGGCCUUCCGCAAAUCCUGCCACAGCUUCCACCCUGCCCCUUGGCACCAGCCCUUCCAGUCUUUCUCUGAAGUUGGAGCACCAAAGUGGAAUGACUAUGAUAGACCUGAGGAAUUCAACUUCGCCAGUGAUGUAAUAGACUACUGGACUCAAAUGGAAAAGGAGGGCAAGAGAGGUCCAGCACCAGCCCUGUGGUGGGUGAAUGGCAAAGGAGAUGAAAUAAAAUGGACCUUCACCGAGCUCACAGACCUAACCCGCCGAGUAGCCAACGUCUUCUCACAGACGUGUGGCCUGAAGCCCGGAGACCAUCUGGCCAUGAUUCUGCCCCGAGUGCCCGAGUGGUGGCUGGCAUUAGUGGGCUGCAUGCGAACAGGAGUCAUCUUCAUGCCGGGGACCACCCAGUUAACAGCCAAGGACAUUCUCUACCGACUACAAGUAUCUAAAGCUACAGGAAUUGUGACCACGGAUACCCUUGCCCCGGUGGUGGACUCUGUGGCUUUUGACUGCCCGUCUCUGAAAUUUAAGUUCCUGGUGUCUGACCACCACCGUGAAGGGUGGCUGGACUUUCGGUCACUGGUCAAAUCCGCUUCCCCAGACCAUGCCUGUAUUAAGUCCAAGACCACGGACCCAAUGACGAUUUUCUUCACGAGUGGGACCACUGGCUUCCCUAAAAUGGCGAAACACAGUCAUGGACUUGCCGUUCGAUCCUACCUCCCCUCAUGCCGGAAAUGGCUACAGCUGAAGAUGACAGAUACCCUAUGGUGCAUGUCCGAUCCAGGCUGGAUUCUGGCUCUCCUGGGUACCGUGCUGGAACCAUGGACAGUGGGCACAACACUUUUCGUACAUCACCUACCCCAGUUUGACCCCAAGGUCAUUGUAGAGACACUAUUCAAAUACCCUAUCACCCACUGCAUUGGUGCACCAUCCGUUUAUCGCAUGAUUUUGCAACAGAAUUUCAGCAGUCUUAGGUUCCCAACCCUGGAGCACUGCAGUACUGGAGGCGAGUCUCUGUUGCCUGAAGAGCUGGAGAAGUGGAAACAAAAGACAGGCCUUAUACUCCAUGAGGUCUACGGACAGUCGGAAACGGGAAUAACUUGUGGUGUUCUCAGGGGAAUGAAGAUUAAGCCAGGUUCCUUGGGGAAAGCCAUCUUACCCUAUGAUGUCCAGAUCAUUGACGACAAGGGCAACAUCCUGCCUCCCAACACAGAAGGAAAUAUGGCCAUCAGGAUCAAACCCAUCAGACCGCUGGGCAUCUUCACCUGCUAUGAGAAUGACCCAGAAAAGACAGCCCAAGUGGAGUGUGGGGACUUCUACAACACGGGAGACAGAGCCAUUAAGGAUGAAGAGGGCUACUUCUGGUUUGUGGGAAGAGAUGAUGACAUCAUCAACGCCUCUGGGUACCGGAUCGGGCCUUCAGAAGUGGAGAACGCCCUGGCGGAGCACCCUGCAGUAGCAGAAUCUGCCGUGGUGAGCAGUCCGGACCCCAUUCGUGGGCAGGUGGUGAAGGCGUUUAUCGUCCUGGACCCCAAGUUCCAGUCUUAUGACCGGGACCAGCUCACGAAGGAGCUUCAGCAGCACGUGAAGGCAGUGACAGCCCCGUACAAGUACCCCAGGAAGGUGGAGUUUGUCACAGAGCUGCCCAAAACUGUCACUGGCAAGAUCAGACGGAGCGAACUUCGGGAAAAGGAGUUGGGGAGAGUGUAG
Molecule: messenger RNA, 1734 nt
Organism: Elephantulus edwardii (Cape elephant shrew)
Lineage: Eukaryota; Metazoa; Chordata; Mammalia; Macroscelidea; Macroscelididae
Product: acyl-coenzyme A synthetase ACSM1, mitochondrial-like
Exons: 13
Coding region: 1-1734 (577 amino acids)
Biological process (GO): fatty acid biosynthetic process; acyl-CoA metabolic process
Cellular component (GO): mitochondrial matrix
Molecular function (GO): fatty acid ligase activity; fatty-acyl-CoA synthase activity
Source: RefSeq, a predicted model, not a curated record